AUGGCACCAUACAACAAUUUCUUCCUCUCAGCCGACGGCCUCAACAUAUUCUAUCGAGAUUCAGCUGACUCCUCGUCAACCGAGAAACCCGUCAUUCUCCUCCUUCACGGCUUCCCAGCUUCAUCUCACCAAUUCCGCAACCUAAUUCCUCUCCUCAGUUCCAAAUGCCGAGUCAUCGCUCCCGAUAAGCACCCAAUUCCCCAUAUUUGACACCUUCUUGGGAUAGAUUCCAAAAUACUCUCAACCCUUAAAUACUAGUCUCUUAGACUACCAGACUAACUGGCCCCUCUUGAAGACCAAGACUAAUUGCCACUUUAUACAGAUCUUCCAGGUUACGGCUUCACAGAAGUUCCAGCGACUCGGAAUUACACCUACACAUUUGAAAGCAUUGCCCUAAGCAUUGAAGCCUUCCUCGACGCUCUCAAAAUCACAAAGUACAGUGUCUACGUCUUCGACUAUGGCAUGCCAACCGGUUUCAGUCUGGCUUUAAGAAGACCAGACUCUAUCCAAGCAAUCAUCACUCAAAAUGGAAAUGCCUACGAUGAAGGUUUCGGUGCCGAAUUCUGGGCUCCCAUCCGAGCUCUCUGGGCCACAGGAAGCGAGGCAGAUAAAACCGUGAUUCGAGAUGCUGCACUCACAUUCGAAGGAUACAAAACUCAGUAUCUUCUCGGAACACCUGAUCCCUCGAAGAUUGCUCCAGAAUCUUGGUUCUUGGACUAUGCGUUGACUGAUCGUCCAGGAAAUAAGGAUAUCCAGCUGCAGCUUCUUUAUGAUUAUAGGACGAACUUGCCGCUGUAUCCGAAGUUCCAAGAAUACUUCCGUGCUUCGAAUGUUCCUGUUCUGGCGGUUUGGGGAAAGCAUGAUAUCAUUUUUAUCCCGCCGGGUGCGGAAGCGUUCAAGAGCGAUGUGAAGAAUUUUGAGCUGCAUUUCCUUGAUGCAGGACAUUUUGCUGUUCUCAGUCACGCUGAAGAGAUUGCCGGCUACAUUUUGAAGUUCUUGGAAAAGAAUGGGAUUUAA
Molecule: messenger RNA, 1017 nt
Organism: Hymenoscyphus albidus
Lineage: Eukaryota; Fungi; Ascomycota; Leotiomycetes; Helotiales; Helotiaceae
Source: the annotation of a GenBank genome assembly